Messenger RNA from Silurus meridionalis, 5307 nucleotides. RefSeq lists its product as uncharacterized. The record is from RefSeq and is a predicted model, not a curated record. The transcript has 9 exons. The coding region runs from base 631 to 4152 and encodes 1173 amino acids. NCBI's taxonomy places the organism in Eukaryota, Metazoa, Chordata, Actinopteri, Siluriformes, Siluridae.
UGGAUGGAUGGAGGGAGGUUUAAACAAUUAGAUGAUAUAGUAUAAUGGAUGGAUGGAUGGCUGGAUGGAUGAAUGGAAGUGUGAAUAAUUUGACAGUGUAGUAUGUAGAUAGAAGGAUGGAUGCCUGUAUUUUGGACCGAUAGUUAAUAAUGUAUUUUGGAUUACUUCUUGUUCUAUAAUAUUCUGUACUGUUCCAUCAUCACGUUUCGGGAUGUGGGACUAAACCGCUAAGCCUGAAGACCCAAAGUGGGACUUUCUGGACACACUGGUUGUCCCAGUUCUGUUUAGUUAGUAUCGUAUUCCUGAUAGAAAUCUGCACUGUAAGCAUUUCAGAGCAUUUAAAACGCCACUUCCUGUUCGUGCAGUGUGUGCAGCGCGUGGGCCAGGCUCUGUUUUCCUCGCGUUUUGACCCUUUUCGCCUUCCAUGCACAAUUCCAGGAGAGGCGGCGUGAUUCCUUUUUCUUAAGGAAAUCUCCAUUACGCGUUCAUUUCUGAAUGGUGUGAUCGCAGCGGCGAGGGCAACCGAGAGAAGGAGGAAAAAAAUAAAACAAGCCAAGUCCAGGUGAAAAGGAAGAGACGGACUCCCCGAUCGGCUGCACGCAGAGGAGGGAUGAAAUCACGCCGCUAAAUAUGAUGCGCUUUCUGCUGGACUGCCUGAGGCCGGGACGCGCGCGCGCGGGCUGCGGCAGAGAAAACUCGGUGGAAAUACCAACGAAGGAGAAAGACCCUGGCGAUGAACAUGUACUCAAGGAUAUGGAGGACGUGGUGGCAAUGGAGGAAGGGGCUCUGCAGAGAGACAGGGCUCAGUGCCGGGACAGCCAGCAGGCCCUCGAGAGCCUGGCCAAGAGGAGAGCACAGCUGAGGGAAGAAAUCGAACGCCUCCAAGAGCAGCGCAAGCAGGAGGGCCAGCUGCUCCUGUCCCUGCAGGAGGAGCAGGAGGAACUGGAGCAGAGAGUGCAGGAAUACGACGCCGAGCUGUCAAGAGCGAGAGAGGAGCUGCAGCGCCUCCAGGAGGAGAUCCGAAGCACCAGGGCUCGGGUGGAGGAGGCGCACGGACGCAUGGGACCGCUCAAACACUGCAUCGGAGAUACAUACACGGAAAUAACUGAGGCUAAACAGAGACUAGGUGAACUGAUCACUGAGAUGAUCGCUAUUGAGGCAUGUGCCCCUGAGAUCACAUCCCACCAGGACAUAAAAAGCUUAAGCAUGGCUGUUGACGGUGGUUCCAGAGAAGAAGAUGAAGAUGCUGAAGAGCACCACAACAGCGUCUACGAGGACGAAGAAGCACUCAAACGUCACAGUGUGAAGAACGAGCCUUUGGAGCAGGAACAGGAAGAUGGACCUGAGAAGCUGCAGCGCUCUGUUGAGAACUUGAAGAGCAGCGGUUCCUCUUCAUUCACCGAGAUCACAUUGACGGAGUUUAAAGAAGAGGAUGCAUCACCCAGGUCAAUAACAUCACAGCACACAGGCUCUGCUGAUCUGGAAGAGGAGGAUUUUGAAAUUGUCCAGUCCCUCAUGUCCAGACCAGUUCAUCAGUCUGCUAACAAAGAGUUUGACUUUUUCCACCCAGACCCUUUUGUUGAUUAUGAUGUGUUUGGAGAUGAACGCUUCCCAAAAGUGGACAUGACAGAAUUCCUAUCUGGUGAUCCAUUCAAAGGCAGUGACCCUUUUGCUUGCGACAACCUGUUUGAUGAUGUAGCCAACAGCCCGUUUCCUCAGGAUUCUCCGCUCAGUGAAGAAGGCAAUGCUAAAGAGUCCAACCCUCUGCCCUUUAGUCCUGAAUCUGCCAGUAAAGAAGAACAUGAUAAUAUUUCAAUUGUUGCCCAUAUUCCAGCUACUCCUAACUGCAGUCAGUCUAUUGACUCUGGAAUGUUUGAACAAAACGUCCCUGAACUCGCUGAUCCUGAGAAACAUGUGUCGUACGAUGUCUGUCAUCAGGUUGGAAUUGAAAUCACAGUGACCCAAGAUGCUGACGAUAGGGAUCUCAGUAGCACCUUAAGGAAUGACUCGGAUCUGCCCACAAGCCCUGAGAAUGAAGAUGGAGGACGUUUUGACCCUAUCAUUUGCGAACAUAACGACUUAAACGAAACCGAAUCCAGUUCGACAGUCGACAGCUCCUUUGAUGGAGAUUUUGGCACCGCUGAAGACCAUCCAGAAGACGAGCCAGAGGUUGAGUCGGGACCCAGUUACGUUCGAAGGAAUCAAGCACUGUACGGACUGCAGCGGAUUGAUACAAGCUCCUACACUAGUUUUCCUCUUAGUCCUGAUGCGUAUGAUCCGUUUUCUGAGAGUAACGUAGACAAGAAACCGCCGUCCUUCGGUUCGGAUCACAAUACUGAGAAGGAAUUCGUCUGUGAAAAUGUAAAUGCUGGUUAUCCGAGCCCUUCCGAUCGAGAGAUAGAUGAUGUCAAGAGUGAUCCUUGCACUCUCGAGCUCAAAGAAGAUCAUUUCAGUAAUACAAAUGAGGCAAGCCAUAAUGAAGAACCCCUUAACACGGAUGACCACAAUUUUGGAGACAUAUAUUUCUUCACUGUCCGACUAGACCCUGGAAGUUCUGACGCCAGCCCCAUUUCUCCUGAAGUCAGUGAGAGAAAGAAAUCCGAGGGUGACCAUGUGAGUCCCGAAUCUGAAUACGAUGAACUUGACUACGUUGCUCCAGAUGAAGAGGACGAGGACCCUAAGCAGUGUAAUCUGGAAGACUAUCCAGAGGAAAGCUUUGACAAAGAAGAGGUCAGACCGGAACUAUUCUCUGUUAGUCCUGAACCAAAUGAACCAGUUGAGCCUGAGUCAAACAAUCCACAUUCAAUUCCCAAUUCUGUUGAAUCUAAAGACCAAAGUGAUGGCCUUGAUUCCUUUGAGUGCAAUAUAUUCGAGAGCAAUAUUGAAUUUGAACCACAAUCAGAUAAGACAGAAAACGUUGACUUGGAUUCAAGUUUAACAAACUGCAAUACAGAACCUGUAGUUCAGUACCUCAUUAGCCCUGUCUCUGGGGACACUGGGAUGUUUGCAACCGAUGGUUACAAGCUUUGUUCUCGUAACCCAUUCAGCUUUGACGCUGGUAGCAUCGAUCACUGUGACACCAUUGACCCGAAUCCUGAGCCUCCUGACUCUAGCGUUAUACAUGAAUCUGGAUCAUCUGAGACCAAACUCCAGAGUUUGGUCCUACUGGAACCAGUACUUUUAGGUAACCCAGUACAUGCAUCAAAUGCCAAAAAUCCAAACGCUGACAGCGGACGAUUAGAUUCUGGGUAUCAUGAAUUUAAUGGACCUGAUCCUUUCAAUCUCAUAGCUACAGAUUCAUGUCCAGUGCCUGCAGAAACAGAUGUAGGCUCUGUAACUGAUGAUCUAGAGAUAGAACUGCCAAACACCACCAAUUUGGAUGAACAGGCUCCUGAUCCCUUUAGCCCGGUAUCCAAUGAUAUAGCAGUAUUUGAUCUACAAUCUGAACCUGCAGUCUAUGACCCUGUGACCAAAGAUUCAGGUCUUGGGUAUGCCGCUUCUUCUGGCCUGCUUGCCGAUUCCUUUAGCGGAUCCGAACUUGACAGCUUUGACCCCUUCAGUCUGAUGCCAGGAAACAGUUAUACUCACUGUAACACGGAUAUGCUUGUCCCUGUAUCCGUCCAAGAUGAUUCCGGAUCUUAUGAUAAAAGAUCCAGUAGCUGGGACUCCGGCGUUAGUCAGUCUCCUCAACUCCACUGUGAUUUUGCACCGAACAGAGCAGAUCCCCUUCUUCCACACGAGCCUAAUCUGGUUAGCCCUGAUACCCAAAACUUAAGCUACUCAUCCGGUUACUCAACAGCAGACUUUUUUUUCCAGUCUGAUUCAAGUACCUUGACAGACGCCGGCUCUCUUACCCCCAAAGUUGACAAAAUAGCCACUCAGGAUCAAAACUCCACGGUAGACGUCACAGCCAUGGAGGACCUCGCCGAAAUAGAGUUCUUCUGCUCCGAGCUCAGCAAAAUGGUGGCCUCGCGUUCCUCUGACACAGUUCAGCAAAGUGUCACCGAAAUGCUUUUCGGCUCGAAUCCAGACACUGCCAAGUUCUACCCCUGGGAUCUGGAAAACAGCAACACUGAUAUCAAGGACACCUCAAGUCCUGAAGCCGAUUUCGGACACUCGUUGGACGAGGCCGAGAAACCUAGCCUGCUAUGAUGAAGGGACACUCCUUUAAAUAAAAUUGCACGGACAAAUGUAGUUUUUCGACACGCUCCAUUCUUCUCUGGUACGAAUCGGAGAUCGAGCUUCCAGAAAUCGACAUUAUCACUGACUGAACAUCAUAUGAAAUAAAUGAUUGCCAACAGUAGCAGGGACAACAUGAUCUAUCUACACUGAGGUGCUGUGAAGAGAGGAAGUCUAAAACAUUGUUAAUGAAAUUACCUUUAGGUUCAAAACCCAUUUAGAAAAAUAAUGUUUCUGUCAAUUCCGUAGCAGAUUGAAUCUGAUGGUCCUCAAAUCCUCGUAGAGGCCGAUAGACAGUUCAAGUAGCACCACCAUUGCGACCCACCGUACAGUACCUCCAUGUGUAUGGUGUACUAAAAUGCGCUCUACCUAUCAGUUGAUAGACCUUUAUUGAUAGAUCUGUAGGAACUUUGACUUGUUCAACAGGGUUUAUUUCAAGACAAACAUCCAAGACAGUCUGGGAUAAAAAAAGACAUGGGAAACUGAAUGAGAGAGAAAAAGAGAGAGAUAAUAAUACUAACUUCUCAAUACCUCCAGUACAGUGCUGCAUGAAUCAAGUGUUCUUAAGGCGUGUCUGUAGAGAUUAUUCCCUCAUCCACUGGACGCUUUUUUUCCCCCAGUAGAUCAUUUAGAAAUUUUGUUGAAAACGUAGCAACGUUUGCAUCCACUGAGCAAGUCUGGUAAACAUUUCUACAACCAACACAUCUCGAUCAUGCAUUUUAUACAGAGAUCUGUUAUUCAUUUUCACGAAUCGUUGUAUCAGAGUUUUGCUUCCUCAGGCUUUGGAAUCUGCAAUACUAAUCAAAUUAGUAGAGAAUGAGAGAGUGAGAGAGAGAAUUGCUUAUGUUUUGUAAGCGGUUCAUAACACGAUAUAUUAAUAGAAUUACAUGUUCGUUCUCAUGUAACCCCUGCAAAUGCUAAAUUAAUGACGAUUUUGAGCAACUACUGAUUCACAAAAACUCUGUCCUAUCUGCGUGUACUAGAUCGUGUACUAGAUGUCUGUCUGUUCUUGUGUGCAAAGUGUUUUAUCAUUGCCAUCGAAACAUUAAUUUGUAAAAGGAAUCAACAUAUAAAUAUAUAUAUAUAUAUAUACAUACAGUAUAUAAUGCAGUAAAAGUUGACAAAACA